AUGCGGUUCGCCACAGCUCUUUUCGCUGGUACCCUGCUGGCUUCCAAGGUCGCAUCGCAAGAGAUCUGGGACAUUUGGCAAACGACAUGGGACCGCUCGAAGCUCUUCACGUACUUCCAGCCGCCGAACCCGCCGAUCGAGUUUACUUCGCCGGGCACGAUCGGCGCGGCGGAUAUCGUGGUCGACGACACGCAGGUGUACCAGACCAUCUGGGGCUUCGGCGCUUCGCUCACUGACUCCUCCGCGCUCCUGUUGAGCAACCUGAAGACGCAGAACUCGGACAACUACUGGUCGCUCCUGGACUACCUCUUCAACCCGACCGACGGCGCGAACAGCUCCGGCUUCACGUACCUGCGCGUGCCCCUCGGCGCGUCCGAUUUCUCUGCCAACCUGUGGACGUACGACGACACGUCCGGCGACACCUCGCUAACCGAUUUCAACAUCGACAACGAGCCCGACUACGUCUUCCGCACCAUAUACGACAUCCAGUCGGUCAACCCGUACCUGCGCGUGCACGUCGUGCCGUGGUCACCGCCGGCGUGGAUGAAGACGAGCGGGACGAUGGAUGGGGGGGAUUUGAACACGGAUUACAUCAACACUUAUGCGAACUACCUCCUGAAGUGCCUGCAAGGCUUCCAGAUUAAGAACAUCGUGCCCUUCGCCAUCAGCAUCCAGAACGAGCCGGAGAACAGCGACAGCACCUAUCCGAGCUGCUACAUGCCCGUCGCCGUCGAGGCGCAAAUCGGCGUCGCCCUGCGCGCGCUGAUGGACGACAACGGGUUCUCUGGAGUCAGGUUGAUCGGGUACGAGCAUAAUUGGAAUGACGCGGGCGGGUACCCGGUGCAGCUGAUGGAGCAGGCCGGCAGCGCGUUCGCGGGCGUCGCGUUCCACUGCUACGCGGGCGACGUGCAGAACCAGUCGGAUUUCUAUAAUGCGUACCCCACCAAGGAGAUCUACUUCACGGAGUGCUCGGGCACGCUGGGGUCGGAUUGGUGGAGCGAUAUCAAGUGGUACAUGGACAACCUGUUCAUCACGGGCCUGACGUACCACGCGCAGUCGGGGCUGAUGUGGAACCUCGCGCUGAACGGGAGCGGGCUGCCGAAGCUGCCGGGGACGGACAGCUGCGGCGGGGCCGGGUGCCGCGGCGUCGCGCAGAUCAACGGGGACGGGACGUGGAGCGUCAACCAGGAGUUCUACGCGAUGGGCCAGGCGUCCAAGGCGAUCCUGCCGCGCGACGCGGACGGGCCGUGGGGGCAGCGCGUCGGCGUGAGCGUCGGCGGGGCGAUGAACUGGGCGCUGGUCGUCGGCGCGUACGUCACGGGGCGCGUAUCGUCCAGCGACUGGCUGCGGUACUCGCUCGUCGUGCUGAACUGGGCGGACAACUCGGGCGGGGAGUGGGACCCGCAGCCGGUGCAGACGACGAUCGAGUUUCGGGAUAUGCAGGCGACGUAUACGUUCCCCGUGGGCGUGACGACGUUGUGGUGGUACGCUGUGAAUGAGAGUUCUGUUGCGGAGACGGAGGAGAGUAGUAUUCGGGUCCAGACGUUCCACAGGAAUUAAUCAUGUUCAGUUCAAGUUUGAGGUUAAGAAACAUUCAUAUUUUUGUUUUAUCACCCGCUCACGACCUGACCUUUACGACACCGAGGCAGUAUACGCG
This is a messenger RNA of Gloeophyllum trabeum ATCC 11539, 1657 nucleotides long. Its product is annotated as glycoside hydrolase. Gene Ontology annotation, molecular function: glucosylceramidase activity. The record is from RefSeq and is a predicted model, not a curated record. Gene Ontology annotation, biological process: glucosylceramide catabolic process. NCBI's taxonomy places the organism in Eukaryota, Fungi, Basidiomycota, Agaricomycetes, Gloeophyllales, Gloeophyllaceae. The transcript has 14 exons. Bases 1 to 1560 code for a protein of 519 amino acids.